Messenger RNA from Rosa chinensis, 6345 nucleotides. Its product is annotated as disease resistance protein RPV1. Gene Ontology annotation, molecular function: ADP binding. The record is from RefSeq and is a predicted model, not a curated record. Bases 151 to 5079 code for a protein of 1642 amino acids. NCBI's taxonomy places the organism in Eukaryota, Viridiplantae, Streptophyta, Magnoliopsida, Rosales, Rosaceae. The transcript is spliced from 7 exons. Gene Ontology annotation, biological process: defense response; signal transduction.
ACUUACCCAACGCGUAGAAAGACAGACGACGACUCUUGACGAGUUGACUGGUAGACUGCGAUCUGUGUUUGUCUAAUAGAACGAGACGAGCAGUUCGCGUUCAUAAUCGAUCGUUUCUCUAGCUUUGAUCUUGUUGGUGUUUCUCUAAUAAUGGCCGCUUCUUCAUCUUCACCUUCUUCUGGUGGUCAUUGCAAGUAUCAUGUCUUCCUCAGUUUUCGAGGGGAGGAUACCCGCAAAAACUUCGUUUGCCAUCUCUACAGAGCUCUAGAACAGAAAGCAAUCCACACCUUCAUCGAUUCUGAAGAGCUCGAAAAAGGCAACAAAAUUUCCGAGUUACUCAACGCUGUUGACGAAUCGAGGAUUUCGGUUGUAGUUUUAUCUUGUCAGUAUGCCACUUCCACAUGGUGCUUAAAAGAGCUCGUCAAAAUCAUGGAAUGCAUGGAUAAGAAGCAGCAGAUUGUGGUGCCCAUUUUCUAUGGGGUAGAUCCCUCCCAUAUUCGAAAAUUGAAGAAGAAGUUUGGGAAAGCUUUUGCCAAACAUGAACAAAAUCCUAACCUCGACAAGGAAGCACUGGAGACCUGGAAAACUGCACUAAAAAGAGUCUCGGAUGUAUCUGGCUGGCACUCGCGAGAGUGCAAGGAUGACAUCGAGCUUAUUGAGAAUAUUGUAGGAGACGUAUUCAAAAAAUUGAAUAAAUUCCCUGGACUUUCCAGUCAACCAGACAAUUUGGUUGGAAUGGAUCAUCACAUUAAGGAAGUGAAUAAGCGAUUGUGUCGUGGGAAGAAUGAUGUUGGUGUUGUUGGAAUAUGGGGUAUGGGUGGUCUAGGCAAAACAACCAUAGCUAGAGCUGUUUAUGACAAAAUCGCUCAUCAAUUUGAACACAAAUGUUUUUUUUAUAAUGUGAAAGGACGUUUUCUGGAGAAGGAUGAAGCACAAAUGCGGGGAGAACUUCUGUCUAUGAUCUUGAAGAGAAAUAUGCACAGUGUAGACAUUUUCAAUGAAGGUUCCAAUGCAAUACUGGGUAGGUUAGGUAAGAAAAAAGUUCUAGUUGUUCUUGAUGAUGUGGAAACGUUUUUCCAAAUUGAAGCCUUACUUGGAGAUUUUUAUUCAUUUGGUGCUGGAAGUAGAAUCCUUGUAACAACUAGAGAUAAGGAAUCACUAGCUGGAGUUUAUGAGACAUAUGAGCCCAUGUGUUUAGAUCAUAAUGAAUCUCGUGAACUCUUUAUGAAGUAUGCCUUCAAAAAAAACCAACUCAGUCAAGAGUAUAGUGAUCUCUUAGAGCGAGCCAUAGAACAUGCUCGGGGUCUUCCUUUAGCACUUAAAGUCUUGGGAGCUUCUCUUUGUGACAAAAAUAUACACCAGUGGAAACAGCGGUUAGAGAAAAUCAAGGAAAUCCCGCCAAGGAAGAUUCUGGAUGUGCUUAGAACAAGCCUUGAGGGACUAGACCAUCAAGAGAAAGCCAUAUUUCUAGAUAUUGCAUGUCUCUUUAGAGGAUGGAGAAAAAAAUUUGUCACAGAAUUAUUAGAAAGUUUGGGCUUCUGUGCCCUCGAUGGAUUAAGCGUUCUAGAGGACAGAGCACUCAUAACUGAUAGAUUUUCGAGACUCGACAUGCAUGAUUUACUACAAGAAAUGGGUAGAGAAAUUGUCCGCCUAGAAUCUCCUUCAGAUCCUGGGAAGCGCAGUAGGUUGUGGAGUUGUGAUGAUGUUAGUCGUGUAUUGACUCAAAAUACGGGGACGGAUGCAGUUGAAUGCUUAAUCCUAGACUUGUCGAACUCAACAGUCAACCUAUGCAUACAGACUGGAGCUUUUAUUAGAAUGACGAAGCUAAGACUGCUCAUGAUUUAUUAUUCAUUCUUCAAUGCAUCUGAAUACGAUUAUUUCGAUCUCGAUUAUUUCAAUCUCGAUUAUUUCGACGCCGAUUAUGACGACUAUUACUGUCACAAAUAUGAUUACGGUGACUAUGACUGUGACGGUGACAUUGGCAGUGAAUACUAUUUUCCAACUAUUAGACGCUGUGAUCGUUUAUGUCCUGUUGGUGGUAAACAACUCUGGACGGAGGACUUGGAGUAUCUUUCUCAAGAAUUGAGGUUUCUAGUAUGGCAUGGAUGCCCACUAAAGUCUUUGCCAUCAACCUUUAACCCAACGAAUCUUGUUCAACUUGACAUGCGUGGUAGUCACAUUCAACAACUUUGGGAAGGAAUCAAGCCCCUGCCAAAUCUGAAAGUCAUCAUGUUAAGUCACUGUCAAUACCUUAUCAAAAUCCCUGACUUAACUGAGGCGAUAAAUCUUCAGAGAUUAUUUUUUGAUGGCUGUUCAAGUUUAAUUGAGUUUGAGUUUCAUUCAUCCAUUUAUGCUCUUCAAAACCUCCAUGUCUUGGAUCUAAAGGGGUGCAAGCAACUUAAGAUUCUGCCAAGCUGCAUUCAUAUGAAAUCUCUAUGGAUCCUUUGUCUUUCUGGUUGUUCAAAUCUUGAAACGUUUCCAGAGAUUUUAGAGGUUAUGACAAAGCUAAAAUGGCUUUAUUUAGAUGGGACUGCAAUUAAAGAACUUUCGUCAUCUAUUAACAAUCUCACUGGGCUUCGUGUUUUAAAUCUCAAGAAUUGCACAGAACUUAAGACUCUACCAACCAGCAUUCAUAUGUGUUCUCUUCAGACCCUUUCCCUUAAUGGCUGCUCAAAUCUUGAAAUUUUUCCGGAGAUUUCAGGAAUCAUGAACCGGCUAUUUGAGCUUCUUUUAGAUGAGACUGCAAUUAAAGGACUUCCCUCAUCAAUUAAUCUGCUUCCAGAGAUUAGAAAGUUAAGUAUGAGGAACUGCAAAAGCCUUGUCUUUCUUCCUGACAGUAUCUGUAAUUUGGCAUACCUUACACAUUUGGAUCUGCAGGGUUGCACAGAACUUAAGACUCUACCAACCAGCAAUCAUAUGCGUUCUCUUCAGGCCCUUUUCCUUGAUGGCUGCUCAAAUCUUGGAAAGUUUCCAGAGAUUUCAGGAAUCAUGAAGGAGGUAUCAGAGCUUCUUUUAGAUGAGACUGCAAUUAAAGGACUUCCCUCAUCAAUUAAUCUGCUUCCGAAGAUUAGAAAGUUGAGUAUGAGGAACUGCAAAAGCCUUGUCUUUCUUCCCGACAGUAUCUGUAAUUUGGCAUACCUUACACAUUUGGAUCUGCAGGAUUGCACAGAACUUAAGACUCUACCAACCAGCAUUCAUAUGCGUUCUCUUCAGACCCUUUUCCUUGAUGGCUGCUCAAAUCUUGAAAAGUUUCCAGAGAUUUCAGGACUCAUGAAGGAGGUAUCAGAGCUUCUUUUAGAUGAGACUGCAAUUAAAGGACUUCCCUCAUCAAUUAAUCUGCUUCCAAAGAUUAGAAAGUUGAGUAUGAGGAACUGCGAAAGCCUUGUCUUUCUUCCCGACAGUAUCUGUAAUUUGGCAUACCUUACACAUUUGGAUCUGCAGGGUUGCACAGAACUUAAGACUCUACCAACCAGCAUUCAUAUGCGUUCUCUUCAGACCCUUUUCCUUGAUGGCUGCUCAAAUCUUGAAAAGUUUCCAGAGAUUUCAGGACUCAUGAAGGAGGUAUCAGAGCUUCUUUUAGAUGAGACUGCAAUUAAAGGACUUCCCUCAUCAAUUUAUCUGCUUCCAAAGAUUAGAAAGUUGAGUAUGAGGAACUGCGAAAGCCUUGUCUUUCUUCCCGACAGUAUCUGUAAUUUGGCAUACCUUACACAUUUGGAUCUGCAGGGUUGCACAGAACUUAAGACUCUACCAACCAGCAUUCAUAUGCGUUCUCUUCAGGCCCUUUUCCUUGAUGGCUGCUCAAAUCUUGAAAAGUUUCCAGAGAUUUCAGGACUCAUGAAGGAGGUAUCAGAGCUUCUUUUAGAUGAGACUGCAAUUAAAGGACUGCCCUCAUCAAUUACUCUGCUUUCAGGGAUUGGAAAGUUGAGUAUGAGGAACUGCAAAAGCCUUGAAUCUCUUCCCGACAGUAUAUGUAAUUGGGCGCUAACACAUCUGGAUCUCACAGGUUGCACAGAACUUAAGACUCUACCAACCAGCAUUGAUAUGAGUUGUCUUGAGACCCUUAAGCUCGAUGGCUGCUCAAGUCUUGAUAAGUUUCCAGAGAUUUCAGGAAUCAUGAAGGAGCAACCCAAGCUUCCUUUAGAUGAGACCGCAAUUAAAGGACUGCCCUCAUCAAUCAAAGAACACUGUAGUUACUCUGCUCUGCGACAUCUUGGUUUAAGUGACUGCAAUCUGUUGGAGUUAUCAGAUGGUAUUACUCAUUUGUCUUCAUUGAGAACAUUAAAGUUGUGCAGAACCAACUUGGAGAGCUUACCUGUGACAAUGAAUCGACUUUGUUGUUUAACGCAUCUUGAACUGGAAGCUUGCAAGAGGCUGAAAUCAAUACCAGAACUUUCAUCGAGUAUAAAUUACAUAGAUGCACAUGAGUGCACAGCUUUGGAAACAGUUUCAAAGCUAAAGCCUCUGCCCCGUGGGAAUAAUUUCUUUACAUUUUCUAAUUGCCUCCAGCUGGUACAAACAAAUCUAUUCAGAGAUAUUGUGGAAAAAUAUGCGGAUUUUCAGGAUAACUACCGGCAACCUCUUCGGUUGAAUAUGUGUUUUCCUGGAAGUGAAGUUCCCGAUUGGUUCACCCAUCAGAGUGGGGGAUUUUCAGUACGUGUGCCGCUACUGGCAAAUUGGUUGGACCGCAGCUUUUUGGGAUUCGCCAUCUGCGCUGUUCUAAAAUACCAGGAAGUUCAUCAUUAUCCAUCUCCUUUAUCGGCUACUUGUUUAUGUACCUUCAAAGGAAGAAGUGAUGAUUGUAGUUUCAGUUUUGAUUUGCUCGAUUCGGUGUUCAGAAUUGAUAGAAUCCUUCAGACAGAUCACAUGUUCCAGGGAUAUGUGUCGUGGUCUGAAUGUCACUUGAUCCCAGAAGGAAAGCGGGUCAAUGAAACCUACACUGAGGCCACAUUUCAGAUAGAAAGUGAAUUUACAACAGAACAACACCGCAUCACAAGCUGUGGAGUUCAUUUCGUUUAUGCCCCAAGUGUAUGUGGACAGUUGUGGGACUGGAGUUGUCCUCUAUCGACACCUGUGAAAUGAGAAACGAAGAAACACAGAGGGUGGAAAUCACUGAAAUUUCGAUGGAGGUAGAGUCGUUGGAGUCAGGGGAAGGGAUAGACACCUCCCACACACUGCAGCUGUUACUAGAACAACCGAAAGAGAGAGAAGGAGAGAAAGAUACAAUGGAGAUGACGAAGCAUGAGGAGGGGUGCUCGGGUUCCUUGUGCUGCUGCCUGCUUGUUGUUGGAUGGUUGCAUUAUGUUAAUGGAACGAGUAGCACAAGUCGCAAUGUCAUCGUAGUUACCGGAAGCUGAUGCCUCGGGGGAAUGGGGAAUCCUCAAAUUAACUCUCUAGGUAGAUAAUUUUGAUUGCAGCUAGCUAGCUAGCCAGGUCACAUGAACUUGGAAGAACUGGAGCUGCAGGAUGAAUGUCGUUUUUUGUCAAUGAAGCUACCGCACAAGGCGUUUUUGGAAGGUCUUUCAGAAAGAUUUUAUUUUGAAGGAAGGCUCUUGACCCAGGUUUCGUUUACGUCAUUCAGCCGAGCUCGAGGUGUUGGCCACUCCAGGGAACUUGAACUAUAGCAUGAUUUCUGUCAAGUUUCCGGAGAAGACAUGUUUUGGUUUACCGUUUACAGUUGAUGGAAGUGUCACUGAUGUUGGCUUUUCAAGUUACCAUGCCAUAGUUUCGCCAUUCCAGGGUGGUUAUGUGAAAGUUGAGCAGUGGAUUUCUGAACUUCUCCAUAGUUUCGCCAUAGUCUGCGAUUUUUUUGACAUGAAUGAAUCUCAAAUGGAUGGUUUUAUUGCUUUUGAUGAACAAACAAAUUUUCUGUUAACAACCUUUAAUUUUAAGCUCACACAAACCAUAUUUUCCCAGUGGUGGUUAAUUAUCCCCUCUCCAUGAUCAUCUAGCUUGUCUGAUGACUAGAACAGAAGCAAACCAAUGUCAUGUGUAGUGAGAUGAAAUGUGAAAUUCACAUGAAGAUCAAAUCUGAUUCUUGAUCAGAACAAGUUCAUAGCUGCUCAGAAUUCAGGAAUCCCCCGACUUUACAGUUCUUGGUGCGAGUCUUUGAAAAAUGGGCUGAUUGGACCUUCUUGGACUCAUCGUUAAUGGGCCAUAUACAAGUCCAAAUAUGAGUACUUCCGCUUAAUUGGAUCAUGGGUCGUUAGAAUAUUUGGGCCUUAAAAUAUUCGAAAAGAGAACUAGAGAAGCACCCAUCUCGUUGUGAUUGGAUUUCCUGGGUCCAUUUCUGACCAUAAGUCAAAACAAGUCCAACGAGAACUUGCAGUAUUAGGCUCUUGUAUGCAA